This is a messenger RNA of Rattus norvegicus (Norway rat), 892 nucleotides long. It is a transcript of the gene Cited4, whose product is annotated as Cbp/p300 interacting transactivator with ED-rich tail 4. Gene Ontology annotation, cellular component: nucleus; cytoplasm. The transcript has a single exon. The record is from RefSeq and is marked provisional. Gene Ontology annotation, biological process: response to estrogen; regulation of DNA-templated transcription. Bases 204 to 743 code for a protein of 179 amino acids. Lineage: Eukaryota; Metazoa; Chordata; Mammalia; Rodentia; Muridae. Gene Ontology annotation, molecular function: transcription coactivator activity.
GGUGGUUUUGCAGUCUGCUACUACUGCGGUAGAGCAGCGCAGAAGAGAGGAGAUCCGGGAGACCCGCGUGAGACAGUGAACAAAUCCGAUUUAAUCUUCCUCUGUCUGGCUGAGUUGCAGGAACCUCACUGUGCCCGGGUCUCCCGCCCAAGAGGAGCCGUUGGCCGAGACCCGAGGCGUGUACUGACUGACCGCCAGCUGCCAUGGCUGACCACCUGAUGCUCGCCGAGGGCUACUGCCUGCUACAGGUGCCGCACGCGCCCCGGACUCUGCAGCCAUACCCAGGCCCGGGCCUAGACAGCGGUCUGCGGCCGCGGGGGGCUCCGCUGGGACCGCCGCCGCCAUCCGGGACCUUGGCAUACGGCUCUUUCGGAUCGCCUGUCUCCUUCCAGCCCUUCCCCGUCUCGCAGCCGCCGGGCGCCGGUAACGCGCACCUUCAGUCUGCAGCUACGCCGUCCCCGGGCCGCAUGCCGGCGCCCCCGUCAGCCGCGGGAGGGCCCUCACCUCUGCAGCCCGCUCCGGGAGCCGCGUCCCCGCUGCCGCUGCCGCCGCCGCCGCCGCUGCCGCCCGCCCUGGGCUGCAUGGACGCGGAGCUCAUCGACGAGGAGGCGCUGACGUCGCUGGAACUCGAGCUCGGGCUGCACCGUGUUCGCGAGCUGCCCGAGCUCUUCCUUGGCCAAAGCGAGUUCGAUUGCUUCUCGGACCUGGGGUCAGUGCCGGCCGCCGGCUCGGUGAGCUGUUGAACGCCACCACCGAGAGACGCCGGACUGCGCCCGGUGGCCCGGCCUGCACACACCCUCCGUGAGGGUGGAGGCGCCGGGUUUUUGCGCCGAGACGGCUCCAGCUGUGGACACCUGCCUUGCCUCCAGGCCCUGCCUCCUGCCGGAUGACG